AACAUCAUUCAAAUGUAAUACACAUGUUACAGACAGGUAGAGUUAACUCACCUGUCGCGUCUGACUAUAUGCAAGUUAACAAGAGCUUCUUAAUCUUCAUUGGAGAUACAGACAUAAGGGAUCAUGUCACUUCAUAUGCGCCCUACAUGCAUUAUGCCUCUGAUUAGUGUAAUAACCCUUCUUCUCAUGUGGGGACCUGGAUGCUCUGCGCGUUACGCAGCAAACUGGACCAGUCUGGAUGCCAGACCUCUGCCACAGUGGUUCGACCAGGCGAAGAUCGGGAUCUUCGUCCACUGGGGGGUCUUCUCAGUCCCUGGCUUCGGGCAGUACAGUGAGUGGUUCUGGUACUGGUGGAAGUCCCAAAAGCGCGCAGAGGAAGUUGAGUUCAUGCGGAAGAACUACCCUCCAGGCUUUAAAUACGCAGAUUUUGCGUCCGAGUUUCGCGCAGAGUUCUUCGAUCCGGAUCAGUGGGCAGAGAUAUUCAAAGCCUCUGGAGCCAGGUAUGUGGUAUUCACAUCCAAACACCAUGAAGGAUUCACAAACUGGCCCUCUGACAGCUCCUGGAACUGGAACUCAAUGGAUGUGGGACCUCACCGGGACCUGGUGGGAGAACUGGCUGCAGCUGUCAGGAAGAAGUCACUGCAUAUGGGUCUCUACCACUCUCUCUAUGAAUGGUACCAUCCCCUUUUCUUGAUGGACCAGGCCUCCGGAUUCAAGACUCAGAAUUUUGUUGCCCGUAAGACUCUUCCAGAGCUUGUGAACCUUGUGAUGGCGUACAAACCUGAUCUGAUCUGGUCUGAUGGGGACUGGGAAGCACCAGAUACCUACUGGAACUCCACCCAGUUCCUGGCCUGGCUCUACAAUGACAGCCCAGUCAAGGACGUGGUGGUUACCAAUGACAGGUGGGGUAAGGGCUGCUACUGCAAACAUGGAGGCUACUACAACUGUGCCGACAGGUACACACCUGGUAAACUCCCAGACCACAAAUGGGAGAAAUGCCAGUCCAUCGACACCCGGUCCUGGGGCUACCGAAGAGACAUGAAGCUGAGCGAGCUCAUGGAUCUGCCGUCCAUCAUAAAGGACUUGGUGUAUGUGGUGGCGAUGGGUGGUAACUACCUGUUGAACAUUGGGCCCAUGGCAGAUGGCAUGAUCGCUCCAGUGUUUGAGGAGAGGCUGCGGGGACUCGGUGCCUGGUUGGGGAUCAAUGGGGAGGCCAUCUAUGCUUCCAAACCCUGGAGGGUCCAGAUGCAGAACAGCACUGUCACUGUCUGGUACACUGUCAAAAGCAACACCGUUUAUGCCAUAAUCCUUGACUGGCCGUCCAAACAAUCACUUCAGCUCAUAGCACCAAGGAUUACUGGUGCCACAAAAGUUACACUUAUGGACUAUCCUAAUGUACCACUGAAGUGGGCACCACUGACACCAACAGCUGGACUGGUGAUUGUUAUGCCUGCUAUGCCAUUAUCUCCUGGAAAGGCCUGGUGUCUGAAACUGGAGGGAGUCGUCUAACGUUAGAGAGUUGUAAGACAAUCAACACCAAGUAGUCCUAAGGUCAAAGGGCAUGUCAUUAUACAUUUUAUUGUACUGUGUGUGGGAGUAAUUGUAUAUUAAAUGAUCAGGGAUUUAAGUGGAUUUUUGUUACAUGCACAGUAAUAUUAAAAGGCUGUGGAAGCUCACAGCAGGACCAACAGUA
Molecule: messenger RNA, 1693 nt
Organism: Sebastes umbrosus (honeycomb rockfish)
Lineage: Eukaryota; Metazoa; Chordata; Actinopteri; Perciformes; Sebastidae
Product: tissue alpha-L-fucosidase-like
Exons: 7
Coding region: 124-1509 (461 amino acids)
Biological process (GO): fucose metabolic process; glycoside catabolic process
Cellular component (GO): lysosome
Molecular function (GO): alpha-L-fucosidase activity
Source: RefSeq, a predicted model, not a curated record